AUGGCGAUAUUCCAGAUGGGACUGACCAAAGCUCCUGGACCGGACAGUAUGAAUGCUUUAUUCUAUCAGAAAUUUUGGCAUAUUGUCGGUAAUGAUGUAACUAGUGCUGUUUUGGAUUUUCUAAAUACUGGUAUUUUGUUGCCUGAAUUAAAUUAUACCCACAUUGUCCUCAUACCUAAGGAGGAAGUGCAAGUGAUUUCGGAUGUUCUUGAGUUGUAUGCUGUGGCCUCCGGUCAAUGUAUCAACUUAGAAAAAUCUUCAGUAUUCUUUAGCUCUAAUACAUCGAGGAUGCAAAGGGAUUGGAUAAAAAAUGAGUUGGGAGUUCAGAAAGUAGAGAAAUUUGAAUCCUAUUUGGGCUUGCCCACAUUGAUUGGCCGGUCAAAAUAUCAAGCCUUCUCUUUCCUUAAAGAAAGGGUUUGGAAGAAGAUCCAGGGGUGGAAAGGGAAGCUAUUAUCUAAGGCGGGGAAGGAAGUCCUAAUCAAAGCUGUGGCCCAAUCAAUUCCUACAUACACGAUAGGAGUGUUUCAACUUCCAGUGAAACUUUGUAAUGAACUUAAUAUGAUGUGUGCUAGGUUUUGGUGGGGUCAAUGUGGAGAUGAAAAGAAGAUUCAUUGGAAGAGUUGGGAGUCCCUUGUCCAGCCAAAGAAGGGGGGUGGCAUGGGUUUCAGAGACAUUCGAAGCUUUAACCUUGCAAUGUUGGCAAAGCAAGGAUGGAGAAUGUCAACCGAUCACAACUCUCUUCUCUAUCGGUGCUUUAAAGCCAAAUACUUUCCCCGGUGCACCUUUCUAGAGGCGGUUGAUCACCUAAAUAGCUCAUAUGUUUGGAAAAGCUUACUUGCUGCUCAGCCUAUUUUGAAGAAAGGGUGUUGUUGGCGGGUAGGGUUGGGCUUUUCCAUCCGGGUGUUAUCUGACAAAUGGUUGCCUGGCCAUCCAACUAACAAAGUUCUAGUCCCACCAUAUGAAGUUGAUGAAGAUUGGCAUGUGUCGGAGUUAAUUGAUUGGGCUUCCCUCCAAUGGAACCGUGCCUUCAUUGACAUGGCUUUCAACAGGUUUGAUGCAGAGGCUAUAUACCGGAUCCCUCUGAGUAGGCGGUGUGUUCCAAACAAGCUAUUCUGGCUGUAUAAUAAAAAUGGGAGGUACUCGGUGAGAUCCGGAUAUCAUACAGCAAGGUAUUUGUGGAAUGAGUUAAAGCAGAAUGCCCAGGACGUAUGGGCUGGCUAUCCGCAACGUGCUCUGCAGAAAGGGCUGACUGCCCAGGUCUCUGUUCUUCAGUUGGUGGAGGUGCUAAUGCAAAGGCUGCCUGAGGAUGCUCUAGAAGUUUUUCUGCCACCUGAUGGUUCAACGUAUAAGUUGAACUUUGAUGCGACGGUCUUCUCGGAUGCGUCAGCUUCUGGCGUGGGCGUGAUGAUCAGAAAUGCUGGCGGUCAGGUGAUGGCAGCCUUGUCGUCAAGGGGUCUUGCAGUCUUGGACAGUGAAGAGGCUGAGGUCUUAGCUUGCCGUCGAGCUUUGGAGUUUGCGAUUGAAGUUGGGUUCUCGGACUUAAUUGUGGAAGGAGACAAUGCAAAUGCUAUGAGGUCCAUUGUGUCAACUCAAGAUGAUUGGUCUCGGCUGGGGAUCCUUUUUGAUGAUAUUCGUUGCUUGGCCAGAAGGCUGCGACUGGUGGAAUUCAGGGCCAUUAGACAUGCUGCUAAUGGUGCAGCCCAUUCAUUAGCGCUAGAAAUCUUAGGGAGGAAAUUGUUUGGUUGGAGGAGGAUCCUCCUCCGGCUCUUGAAGCCUUGUAUGUGGACUCAUGUUCUUUGCCUAUAUGAAUGA
Molecule: messenger RNA, 1812 nt
Organism: Quercus lobata
Lineage: Eukaryota; Viridiplantae; Streptophyta; Magnoliopsida; Fagales; Fagaceae
Exons: 4
Coding region: 1-1812 (603 amino acids)
Molecular function (GO): nucleic acid binding; RNA-DNA hybrid ribonuclease activity
Source: RefSeq, a predicted model, not a curated record